AUGUCGGGAGGUCGAAUGUGGUUUCGGUUGAAAAUAAAACAUACAUACAACACGACACGAGGACUGCUGGCGUUAUCAACGACGGACGGAAACAGUCGGCGGGGUCCGAGGAGAGGGGCUUAUAGUAGAGAACGAAACACAAGACUCGGCACACGGACCGACUCACCCAGUGUGGAGGCUGAGGCGCAGGUGGCUGGCAGGAACGAGGUCGGCUGGGUCCGGUCAACACACGCUAACAAUAACAAGGAAACUCGUUACAGCGGGCCGCGGGUCGCGCCUCGCGCCUCGCGCCCGCCACGCACGGCCCUCUACUGCCGCGAGCUGACUAUGAGCGAUUUCGCUUUAUCUAAUCGGCGGAUGAUAAAGCGCUGCGACUCCGCGUGUACAGACACACAGGCUCGCGCCCCACACCCCGCGAGGAGCUGCCCGUGA
Danaus chrysippus (African queen) is the source of this 432-nucleotide messenger RNA. The record is from the annotation of a GenBank genome assembly. NCBI's taxonomy places the organism in Eukaryota, Metazoa, Arthropoda, Insecta, Lepidoptera, Nymphalidae.